Messenger RNA from Anarrhichthys ocellatus (wolf-eel), 7530 nucleotides. RefSeq names its product forkhead box protein J3-like. The transcript is spliced from 17 exons. The coding region runs from base 546 to 2444 and encodes 632 amino acids. Gene Ontology annotation, cellular component: nucleus. Gene Ontology annotation, molecular function: DNA-binding transcription factor activity, RNA polymerase II-specific; RNA polymerase II cis-regulatory region sequence-specific DNA binding. NCBI's taxonomy places the organism in Eukaryota, Metazoa, Chordata, Actinopteri, Perciformes, Anarhichadidae. Gene Ontology annotation, biological process: regulation of transcription by RNA polymerase II. The record is from RefSeq and is a predicted model, not a curated record.
CAGCCGAGCGGAGCACAGAGACCCGGGAUCUUCGUGCUGUUGAGCGCAAAUGCGAAUUGCGGGUCGAGUCCGCCCGUCAUGACUGUCGAAUGACCCACGGCAGCGGUCAGCUUGACGCCCGCAGACGCUCACUUGCGUGCAGCCCAAGUGACAGCGUCCAGGCACCGCUGGAGCUUUUGUCUUCGAGGGGGGAUUUUUCAAUUGCGGAAUAGGCGUCUGGAGCUUCUGAACCAGAGUACACACACACACACACACACACACACACACACACACAAUUGAGCCGGUUCAUAUUCAGCCUACGACGCAGCGGCCAUUGCCGUGGCUAAAUGAAGAACGUGUGAGGAUGCACGAGGGAAGGACUCUACCUUUCACUUCGGUGACUUCCCCAGAUGCUUUGGCCCAAAGAACGAUGGAAAGGAAUGGGAAGAACUUGAGCCAAGGCUGCUGCACAGCACCCACUCAGUGAGCCAACAGGAGAUCCUCCGUACGCCACGUCGCUGAGCCUCUCACCCCUUCCCUUUGGACCCCUUCAUCCUACAAGAGCCAUGACCUCCGAGCUGGAGAGCAGCCUGACCUCAAUGGACUGGCUCCCCCAGCUCAGCAUGAGAGCGGCCAUCCAGAAGGCCGACGCGGGCCACCACCACAGCCACCACCACGGACACCACCACCACGGCCACCAUCACGGGCCCGGCAAGAAAGUGGUCCACCUGGAGCCGGGGACGACGCUGGACCAGGAGGAAGCCGCGCAGCACAGAGACGGCAAACCGCCCUACAGCUACGCCAGCCUGAUCACCUUUGCGAUCAACGGCUCGCCGCGCAAACGGAUGACCCUCAGCGAGAUCUACCAGUGGAUCUGUGACAACUUCCCCUACUACCGAGAGGCGGGCAGCGGCUGGAAGAAUUCCAUACGACACAACCUGUCCUUGAACAAGUGUUUUCUCAAAGUGCCUCGCUCCAAAGAUGACCCUGGAAAAGGUUCGUACUGGGCCAUAGACACCAAUCCUAAAGAAGACGCAGUACCCAGCAGGCCAAAGAAGAGACCGCGCUCUGGAGAGAGGGCAUCAACUCCUUACAGCCUGGAGUCCGAGUCUCUGAGAAUGGACUGCAUUAUGUCGGGAGGGGCGUCCCCCACUCUGGCCAUCAAUGCUGUAACCAACAAGGUAGCACUCUACAACUCCGAGGCAGAAGGCAGCGAGAGUCCUGGUAGUCUGGGCAGCCUGAGCAACAGCCUUUCAGAGCAGAGUUUGGCAUCCGUCAACCUGAACAACCUGAACAACCUGAACACUGCCGUCAGCAGCGGCAGCAACGUACACAGCUACACACCAGUGAGUAGCCACUCAGAGCCUUCGUCCCAGUCCCUGAGCCUCCAGCAGCCCGCCCAGCCGCCGCUGCCGCCGCCGCCUCCCCCACAGCCCCAGUACGAUCUGCCCGUCCUGGAGUCCCGGGACAAGCAGCUCUGUUUCUCAGACUUCGAGGACCUCAGCUCUUCUUUCCGCAGUCUGUACAAGUGCGUCUUUGAGCAGUCCUUCUCACAGCAAGCAGGUUUGAUGGGUAUGCCUGGUGAUUCCAGCCAGCAGGCCCGGACCGCCUGCUCCUACCAGCACUCUCCUGGUGCGGGAAACGGCGUCGGCCACCACCACCAACACAACCACGGUCAGACGUCACACCACCCCCACCACCCUCAGCAGCACCUCUCCCCUCACUCCAACCACAGUCAGCACCAGGCGCACGGUCAGCAUGGCCAACACCAACAGCACCCUGCUCAUUCCCAGCAGCACCCGUCUCUCUCCCACCAGAGUCACACCGGACAAACCUGCCCCUCAACAGACUGGUACCCCAAUCUGGACUGGCUGAAGGAGAGCUGCCGCAUUGCUACCAGCUACAACUGGGCUGAUGUAGACCUCUCCCCAUUUCAAGGUCUGAAGGACAGCAUGCGGCAGGCUGAGCUCAACAACUGGUCGCUGGACGCCGCUCAGAUGGCCGACCUGUGCUCCUCCAUUAACCAGUUCUUCACGGCUACGGGGGUCAUCCCCCCGGUGGGCGCCGCCCACCCGCAACCUCAGGUCCCGCACUCGACGCCACCUGGAGCACCGCAGCACCCGGCUCAGCCGCACGGGGCGAUGCACCCAAAGGCCAGCCAGCACAAUCAGCACGGGCAGCACAACCAACAUCACCAACACAUCAGCACGGGGAACAUGUACAUCGACUCGAGACAGAGCAUUUCCUCUCUGAUGGGCCCACCAGGGUACCCCCACAUGCCUCCCAUGAGCAACACAGCUCCCACCAUGACAGGUGACUGCUCCAUCGCUCUCUUAGCAGGUCAUCUCAGCCAGCUGAGUCAGCAGCAGCAGCAACACAGGCUGCCUCUGGGACACUUCCAGGUGAGACGCAUGCUCGCCACAGACGACAUCCAGGACGACUUUGACUGGGACUCCAUCGUCUAAACUUAGCCGUAGGUGAAGACUGAGAGAGAGAGAGAGAGAGAGAGACACGUGAUGACAGGUGAGGUAUGGAUCUAGCCGAAAAACCUUUCACCUGUGUGAAAAAACAGAAGACAAUCCAACAGAAAACAAACCGAAAGUCAUUUUUCUGAUCUUGCUGGCCCCCCCCCCCCCCGUUACAAGUGGAUGUUGAGUCUAAAGACAAUCAUUCAAAACAAUGAGACUUACACGGGAUUGGACCAAGCCGAGAUGCAAACACAUGCUUUGGACACUCGUCCAAAGCAAAAAUGAAGUCUGAAGCUCUCUGAAUUGUCUCAUGUUGUGUCCCCCAGUGCCAACAGGGUUACACGUCGCCAACGUGUUGUCAAAUCGUCUGUGAAUUGUUUUCUUUUUGUUUUCUUAAAUCUGUUUCCUGCUAAAAACGUGUGUGCCAUGUCUGCAAAGUCUCAGCACCUGUGCCUGAAAUGAAUAGAAAACUUUGUCUUUUUUCCAAACUCCCUGCAGAAAAUCCUCUCUCACACACUAUUUCAUCCUUUCCUCCUCGUAACAUCUCUUUGUUCACUCUAAUACUGGGCAUCUGUGUUAGCUCUUUACAGCUACAGUUAGAAGGAUGAUUUAUGAAGAGGAAGGAAAUGAUUGUGCAGCUGUUCAGUGGUGGUUGAGUGAAGCACCACCUGCUGGUUAAAACAGGCACCAUUAUAGCUUCCUUUGCCCAAAAAAGUUCUAUGCACCACAAUCCGCUCUUUCUUCAUGUUUGUUCUGUCGCAUCGGAAACCAAGUCUAAACUUUUAUUUUAAGUGUCGUCAUUGUGUGUGUGUGUGUGUGUGUGUGUGUGUGUGUGUGUGUAACAGUCCAUAGUGCCAUGUUCUCAGGGUGUUUACAUUCAUAAACCACGUCAGACCAACACAAAGCCAUUUACAUCUCUGUACAUUAGGUUACUGUGUGUUGUUCGGUGCCGUCAGUGAUCAUUUCCAGCGAGCCUCCUGGUGACUGUGGUCAAAGUGUUUCAAAUCUUCAUUUGUCAGCUGAUAAGCUCACUGAAAAUACUGUGUAAUAGGCUUUUCAGUUGCUCAAACAACAAACACUAAUUAAAAUAAAAAUGAGAUGCUGGGGCUAGACUUGGACUUUGUCAACAAUGGUAAAAUAUAAUUCAGUGUUUCAAGGUUUUAUAAUUUUGGGAAAGUGCAUAUCAAUUAUGACCAGGCAUGAGAAGGUCGGCCGUGAUUUCAAGAUGCCUCAUUUGGGAGACGACGAGCAUUCUUUGCACAACACCAAACAUGAUAGCAUCUAGUGAACAGAAAUAAAGGAAAACCGUGAACGUUAUAUUUCUUUGUUUCAAAAGACAUUUAAAAAAAAAAAUAAAAAAAAUAGAUCAGCAAAGGAGCAGAAAACUAAACAAAAGUUUCAAAUGCUCAACUUUUCUUACUGUGAUGUUUAAUUUCGUCUGUGUGUACAAGUGUGUAUAGUCUUCUCAGAUUUCAUUUAGCAUACAGCUCAAAAAAUAUACAUGAGAAAUAAAAAGUGAUUUGUUUGUAUUACGUGGGUACAAAGUGAAAUUUGGGACCUUAAAGUGCUCUUUCUUUUUGGAAGAUCUCAGUGAUUGUUCAAAUGGUCUAAACAAGGUCUCAUAAUAAAAAAAGAAGAAAAAAAAAGAAAAAUACUCUUUAUUAUUGCCAUUAAAUGCUGUAUUACAGUGACCAGCAUAUAGUAUAUCUUGUAUGUUUGUGUGUUGUUGUCCAUGUAAAUAACGGUAUGUUACUCCUAUGUUUGCCCUUGAAAAACACAGACUGAAAAAAAGAAAACAGCAAAUGGAGAGAAAGUAUUUUGUUAUCUGUCCUUCAGGAGACACAGUAUGUACAUAUCUUCAGUAUAUUGUAAAUAAGUGAUGAAAAAAAAAUGGCAUUGGCGUUUUGUGUGUUAUAAAUACUCUGUGUAUGGCAGUUUAACAGUUUAAAUCUGUUUCAGUGUUUAUUAAAAUGUCAUCAACCAUUUUUACUGCGCAAACCUCACAUCUGCUGUCGUUAUUUAAUCAGUUGUCGGCAUGUUUGAAACAAACAAAACUGAAAGCACAGAGAGAGACUCAGCUUUGUGCCAUUUUGACCCUCGUAGCUUGUUGUCCAACAGGUGUCAGCCUAGUGCCAAGCAACAGUUUGUUUGCCCUCCAUCACAUGUAAACUCGGGCAGACCACCGAUGUUUUCCUGUGUGAAAGUCACACGAUGUUCCAACUGUAUUUACGGCUCCUUUACACCUUUUCAGGGGAAACCUGUUUUUAAAAGCAGCGCUCUCUUGCUUCUGUCUGUCGGCCUCAGACGUACGCGUGCCACUUUUCUUUGUGAGAACAAGGGUUUGCAAACAGGAGGGUUGGCUGUGCCCCAAGACGAGAGCACAUCCUACACGGGGCUGGACCACGAGGGCUGAAACCACCUUACUGCCCCAAUCCGGACUCCCUCCUCCCAACCCGCCCAGCCCACCACCAGUACCAGCACCCCUCCUCCACUCUCAGCUCAGUCACUCACACACGCUCUCUUUGCUCUCUCCUGCUGUGUGCCAGUCCCUCUCUCCCUCUCCACUUCCUCAAAGUGGCCACAGCUCCUCUCUUUUCUCUUGUCCUCUCUACAUCCCUCCACCACUCUCCUUCUUCCUCUAUCUAUAAUAGCAACCCGGCACUGCCUGUUUGCUUCUACAAGUUAAACGGAUCUCAGGCUGAUACUUUGCCAAACUCCCCCUGAAGACUUUAUUUUCACCUCAUUUUUUCCUUCACCUUCCCCUCUGGAGAGGCCAGUUGGUGCGUGUCUGGCGUGUGUGAGGGCUCUGGUGUCUUGCUCUUUGCCCCAAGGGAGUCCCUAAAGGUUGUGACUGGAGGAGAUACGUUAUCACCACAAUGAAUGUUCAGCUGCUGCUCCUGUUGGCCCUGGCCGGCCCUUUAUGUGCCUUCACAUAUGCAAGCCCCACAGAGAUCCCUGAAUGGCUUGAUGCUAGGAUCACCGAAUCUGUAGCACACAUCGUACCUACAGUUACAGAGGUUCCUGAAGCGGACCUAACUAUUAUCACUGGUCCUCCUGCAACCGUUCCGAAGGCAGCCGCAGAAGUAGUCGUUACAGAAGUCGCUACACAUGGAGUCGCUGCAACAGAAGUCGUCACCGAGGCGGCGACGCCCGCCGUUACAUUCAUUACUGAAGAGGACGUCGUUGAAACAGAAGCCUCUGCCGCUGCUACUUCAGCACCAGGACACAUUAUCACUGGCCGUCCUGUAGUGGAGAACACAGGCCCCACUGAUGCAGCAGAAGGUGCGGUCCAACCGACGGAUGCUGCCAAAGCAGGGACGGGAGAAGACGUGGUCGUUGAAGACGGCACAGAGGAGGGCCUGAGUUCUGGCCAGGUAGUCGGCAUCGUGAUUGGCGCUCUGUUGGCAAUGGUCAUCGUCAUCGCCGUUGUGAUCGCUGUGGUGAGGAGGAUGGGAAAAUACUCCCCUUGAGGAAAAAGUCGGCCAAGCAGCAGGAGCGCACAAAGUUCUGGAAAUUCUGAACUACUGAACUGUGACAUCAUUCGCGACCAUUAAAACAAGCACGAUACCAGAACUAAACUAAUCGAACCAUGACUCUGGACUGUUGCCAAAAAAAGAGCGGGAGGGAGGCUCGUGUGUGUUAAUGUAUGAAGUGUAUGAAUGUGAGACAAGAGGGGUACAUGAGCAAACAUCCUCACCUCCCCCUUCCACAUCCCUGACCCCUCUAAGUGCCGCUGAUUAGAAAGGCUCCCUCCCCCUACUCCCUAGGAGAGAACAAAACAAGGUGACGGCAGGAUGUAGCUAGGAAUUUCAGGCCUUUUUAAAAGCAUUUUGUUAAGAAAAAAGAGAGAAAGAAAGGUAGGGGAUUAUCUGACCUCUAGGCAUAAAACCUCUCUCCUUUAAAGAGUGACUGAUUUAGAUUUGCAUGGAAGUUUGAGCCGACAUACAAAUGGAUAUUGCUGACAAAACAAAAGGAAAUUAAACACAAAUGGAAGGUGCGAGCAGCAGAGACUGCUACAAAUUCCGCAGGAUAUAUAUACAAUGCAAGGGGACUACAUAGUAUACAGCUCAUAUAGUAUACAGCAUUAUGAGAUAUGACUUUCUCAUAUAUUGCAGUUGCAUAGGCUAGCAUUUGAUAUUAUGGAAUACACAGUACAUACAGGCAGGCUAUUGUUGUGGCAAACAGACCUUUUUAAAACACCCCCUGAGCACCAGUUAAAACAUUUUCUCAUGUAGCCAGAAUCCCUGAUAUGUUGGCCAACUCUAUAUGAAGCACCGUGUGCAGAAGUUGUUUUGACAUAACACACUCAUGAGCUCUGAGGGCAAGCACGGACCUAAAAGAAAAGGCACCCUCGUUUGCAAGAGUAACGCGACAUUCUGCCCACUUUAACACUGACAUAUAAAAACCUAAUACAUAUCUGUGAAAUUUAGCAGAAGGGUUUGUGCCACUGUCUCUGGUAUUCUCUAGGUAGUUAGGAAGACUUUAACUUUUGAAGUGCAUUAUUAAUGUGAAUUGACUGUACCUUUUAACUGCCACCCAUUCCAGACAGAACAGCUUGUAUGACUUGUUCCUCUCUAAAGGCUUACACACAGCCCUCCGUUAUUAGACAUAGUGAUAGCAUUGUCUUCACAAUGUCUUCAUAGUACUUUUGUUAAUAGUUAGAUUACCAGAACAGCCGUCCGGUCUUUAAAUUGAGCUAGCUCCUGAUUGCGUGAGGAGGAUGACAUUUUAUAGUUGCACUUAGUUUUAGUGCACAGUAUUAGGCAGUAAUGCCCUAUUUUGUUAUAUUUGCAAUUGUAAGUGUGCUAAAUGGGUGUACAAAUAAUGAAGUCUCAGCUUAGCUCUGCUUGCUUUACAAACUCGUUUAAUAUGUGCACUGAAUGAGUGCUGUAAUGUUUAAUGAAUAGGCUUUAGACACUGCAAAUGUUUGCAACGACAUGUCUUUGUUUCCUCUCCUCUGCUUUGCCACAUAUCAUCAGUUCUAGGCCUUUCGUUUGUGCCAUCUGAUUUGUUUCAACCCUUUUAUUUAAUUGCAGUGUUUUUGUUCAUACUGUUUCAAUAAAAAACUGAAAACACUCUGAAA